GUUCCUGGGUGGAACUCCACUUCAGCAGUAAUGGAAAUGGCAGUGGAAACACCGUCGCUCCAAUGAGCCAAGAACAAGUACCAGCCUCUAUUUCCAUUCACAAUGGUGACAUGGAAAAAAUACUCCUUGAUGCUCAACAUGAAUCUGGGAGAAGCAGUUCAAGGGAAAGUUCACAUUGCGACAGCCCUCCUCGUUCCCAGACACCUCAGGACAGUCACAGAGCUUUGGAAAUAGAGAGUCACAGCAGUGGAGAAAAGAAUAGCUUUCAGUCUGAAGAAGAUUUUCUUGAAAGGAGGAGAGAAGUAGAAAGGCUGCUGAAGAAGAAUGCUGACUGGAUAUGGGAUUGGUCCAGCAGGCCGGAGAACAUCCCACCUAAGGAAUUCCUUUUUAAACAUCCCAGGCGCACAGCUACUCUCAGCAUGAGAAAUACCAGUGUAAUGAAGAAAGGGGGUAUAUUCUCAGCAGAAUUUUUGAAGGUUUUUCUUCCAUCUCUGCUUCUUUCUCAUUUGCUUGCCAUUGGACUAGGGGUUUACAUUGGAAGACGCCUUACGACCACAGCUGCAAGCAGUACGUUUUAA
Molecule: messenger RNA, 578 nt
Organism: Cariama cristata (Red-legged seriema)
Lineage: Eukaryota; Metazoa; Chordata; Aves; Cariamiformes; Cariamidae
Gene: BNIP3
Product: BCL2/adenovirus E1B 19kDa interacting protein 3
Exons: 5
Biological process (GO): positive regulation of apoptotic process; mitochondrial outer membrane permeabilization
Cellular component (GO): nucleus; mitochondrial envelope; mitochondrial outer membrane
Source: RefSeq, a predicted model, not a curated record